Messenger RNA from Cavia porcellus (domestic guinea pig), 834 nucleotides. RefSeq names its product leukocyte immunoglobulin-like receptor subfamily A member 6. Lineage: Eukaryota; Metazoa; Chordata; Mammalia; Rodentia; Caviidae. Gene Ontology annotation, biological process: cytokine-mediated signaling pathway. Bases 1 to 834 code for a protein of 277 amino acids. Gene Ontology annotation, molecular function: inhibitory MHC class I receptor activity. Gene Ontology annotation, cellular component: plasma membrane. The transcript is spliced from 5 exons. The record is from RefSeq and is a predicted model, not a curated record.
AUGACCACCACCCUCACGGCCCUGCUCUGCAUUGGGCUGAUUCUGGGUCCCAAGACCCCAGCAAAGGCAGGUACCCUGCCCAAACCCAGGCUCUGGGCUGAGCCAGGAUCUGUGAUACCACUAGGAGAAGCAGUGACCUUCUGGUGUGAAGAGACUCCAGGGGCCCACGAAUAUGUACUGUACAAAGAGGGAAGCCGAUCGAUCUGGAGAAGACAAACGUCAAUGCAACUCAAGGAUGUGGCCAAAUUCUCCAUCCUAUCUGUGAAACAGCACCAUGCAGGGCAAUAUCGCUGUUACUACCAAGCCCCCUCUGGCCAGUCAGAGCACAGUGAUUCCCUGGAGCUGCUGGUAACAGGUUUCUACAGCAAACCCAGCCUCUCAGCCCUACGGAGCCCUGUGGUGGACUCAGGAGGGAAUGUGACCCUUCAGUGUCAGGCACAGCUGGUAUUUGACCAGUUCAUUCUGACUAAGGAAGGAGGAGACAAGCUCUCCUGGACUCUGGACUCACAGCAAUACCCUAGUGGGCAGGCCUACGCCCUGUUCCCUGUGGGUCCUGUAACCCCCAGGCAGAGGUGGACAUUCCGUUGUUAUGGCUCUUACAAUAUAGAACCAAACAUGUUGUCAGAGCCCAGUGAUGCCCUGGAGCUGCUUGUAUCAGUGCUGUCCAGGAAGUACUCUCUUCUGACCCAGAAGGGCCCUGUGUGGCAGCCUGGGCACAACCUGACCCUCAGGUUUUGCUCUGACCCCGGCUAUUUCAGAUUCACUCUGUCUAACAAAGGGGAAGACAUUCUCACACAGUGCCCUGGCCAGCAGGCCCAGACUGGGCACAUUUAG